CUCAUAUUUCAGACAUUUCAGUGCUAACGCCAUUUUAUCUCUCUUGCUUAAGCAGUGGUCAAGAGACCCUGCUAAAAAUCUUCCAAUAUCGAGAUCAUCCUGCAGACAUCAAUAAAAAUACAAAAUGUCUAGCAAUUGGAACAAUAGCCGUGGUGAAAACGGUGGUUCCAAAUUUGGAGGAAACAAAUUUGGUAGCAAUAACACUUCGAGAUUUGGAAAUGGUGGCUCCAAAUUUGGAGGUGGUGGAGGAAAAUUUGGCGGUGGUGGAGGUGGUUAUGGUGGCAAGAAAGAAUUUUCGGGCGGUCAGAACAUGAGGCGUCCAAAUUGGGAUUCUAUGUCUCUGCAACCAUUCAACAAAGAUUUUUAUAAUCCACCUCCAUCAGUUCUUAAUAGGUCGCCAUAUGAAGUAGAAGAAUACAGAAAUGAACAUGAGGUUACUGUUAGUGGAGCUGAGGUUCCAAACCCUAUUCAGCAUUUUGAAGAGGGAAAUUUCCCAGACUAUGUCAUGUCAUCUAUCAAAGGCAUGGGUUACAAAGAUCCAACACCAAUCCAAGCACAAGGCUGGCCAAUUGCUAUGUCAGGCAAAAAUUUGGUUGGUAUUGCUCAAACUGGUUCAGGUAAAACAUUAGCCUAUAUUUUACCAGCCAUUGUGCACAUAAAUAACCAACCUCCUGUCAGACGAGGUGAUGGUCCCAUUGCUCUUGUGUUAGCACCCACUAGAGAACUUGCACAACAGAUUCAGCAAGUAGCCACUGACUUCGGCAAUGCAGCCUAUGUUCGUAAUACUUGUAUAUUUGGAGGUGCCCCAAAACGUGAACAAGCUCGUGACUUGGAAAGAGGAGUGGAAAUUGUUAUUGCCACUCCUGGACGGUUAAUUGACUUCUUGGAAAAAGGCACAACUAAUUUACAGCGGUGCACAUAUUUAGUUCUGGACGAAGCUGACCGUAUGUUGGACAUGGGUUUUGAACCCCAAAUAAGAAAGAUAAUAGAACAAAUUCGCCCAGACAGACAAACUUUAAUGUGGUCUGCAACAUGGCCCAAAGAAGUUAGAAAAUUGGCAGAGGAUUACCUUGGUGACUAUGUACAGAUCAAUGUUGGUUCUAUGCAGCUGUCUGCUAACCAUAACAUUCUACAAAUUGUAGAUGUUUGCCAAGAACAUGAGAAAGAAAACAAAUUAAAUGUAUUGCUACAAGAAAUAGGACAAAACCAAGACCCUGGAGCAAAAACUAUAAUUUUUGUUGAGACCAAAAGAAAAGUAGAAAAUAUAACAAGAAACAUUAGACGAUAUGGAUGGCCUGCUGUUUGCAUGCACGGGGACAAAACACAACAAGAAAGAGAUGAUGUCCUAUAUCAGUUUAAGCAAGGACGUGCUAGUAUACUAGUUGCAACUGAUGUUGCAGCCAGAGGAUUAGAUGUGGAUGGAAUUAAAUUUGUUAUAAACUUCGACUAUCCUAAUUCAUCUGAGGACUACAUUCACCGAAUUGGUAGAACAGGGCGAUCUAAAUCAAAAGGAACGUCAUAUGCCUUUUUCACACCUUCGAAUUCUCGUCAAGCUAAAGACCUAGUUUCUGUACUCCAAGAGGCAAAUCAGAUCAUUAGUCCUCAACUGCAGACCAUGGCUGACCGCUGCGGAGGUGGAGGCGGAGGAUGGAAUAGAAAUCGAUUUGGAGGUGGCCGUGGAGGCGGUGGCUCAUUUAAAAGAGGAUCAAACUUUGGCAGGGGCAAUGGACAUGGCAGCAGUGGUCAUAAAAGAUUUAAUGAAUAUUAAUUUAAUAACUAGCUAUUAUUUAAAGUAGUGAUUUUAAGCAAAUCCUCAUAGGAAUAAAACUUAAGUGUGUGAAUGUUGUAUCUAGAAUAAAGUCUAGACUGGUGUAAAAGCAAAAUGACUACAAUAAUUGUACUUCUUGAAUUUAAAUUUUAUUUAUUUUGUUUUCCGAAAUUAACAGGUCAAAAUCAUAUGAAUGAACUGAAUUAUUUAAUUUAAUUUUUACUGUGAUAUUUAGUGAGGAUUAGCUGAAGUGUUAUUAAGUUAUUUGUCUCAUUACCUGUCAAAAAUAUCUCAAUAAGCAAUUCAGCUGUUGUAGAUGUCUGCCCCAAAUAAGAUUCAUUCCAAUUCAGUUAUCUGGUAAUAAAAAAAAAUGUAAAUUAAAA
Messenger RNA from Vanessa tameamea, 2151 nucleotides. RefSeq names its product ATP-dependent RNA helicase p62. The record is from RefSeq and is a predicted model, not a curated record. The coding region runs from base 125 to 1768 and encodes 547 amino acids. Gene Ontology annotation, cellular component: cytoplasm; nucleus; ribonucleoprotein complex. The transcript is spliced from 6 exons. Gene Ontology annotation, molecular function: RNA binding; RNA helicase activity; ATP binding. Lineage: Eukaryota; Metazoa; Arthropoda; Insecta; Lepidoptera; Nymphalidae.